Molecule: messenger RNA, 4417 nt
Organism: Equus quagga
Lineage: Eukaryota; Metazoa; Chordata; Mammalia; Perissodactyla; Equidae
Gene: RBFOX2
Product: RNA binding fox-1 homolog 2
Exons: 11
Coding region: 155-1285 (376 amino acids)
Biological process (GO): regulation of alternative mRNA splicing, via spliceosome; nervous system development
Cellular component (GO): cytoplasm; nucleus
Molecular function (GO): mRNA binding
Source: RefSeq, a predicted model, not a curated record
GAGGGGCGGCGGGCCCGCGCGCGCGCACGCACGCACGCAGGCGGGGGCGGGGGCAGGCGCGCGCCCGCCUGUCGCGACAGUCGGGGCCGAGGCCCAGGGGGAGGUGGCCUGUCGCGGGUCGCCCGGCUCCCGGAGGCGAGGGGGGCGCGGGCGGAUGGCGGAAGGCGCCCAGCCGCAGCAGCCGCCUCAGCUCGGGCCCGGCGCCGCCGCCCGGGGGAUGAAGCGGGAGUCGGAGCUGGAGCUGCCGGUGCCCGGAGCGGGAGGAGACGGAGCCGAGCCCGGCCUGAGCAAGCGGCCGCGCACCGAGGAGGCGGCGGCCGACGGCGGCGGCGGGAUGCAGAACGAGCCUCUGACCCCAGGUUAUCAUGGAUUCCCAGCACGGGACAGCCAGGGUAACCAGGAGCCAACAACAACUCCUGACGCAAUGGUUCAGCCUUUUACUACCAUCCCGUUUCCACCACCUCCACAGAAUGGAAUUCCCACAGAAUAUGGAGUGCCACACACUCAGGACUAUGCCGGCCAGACCAGUGAGCAUAACCUGACGCUCUACGGAAGUACGCAGGCCCACGGGGAGCAGAGCAGCAGCUCACCCAGCGCGCAAAAUGGCUCUCUCACGCAGACAGAAGGGGGAGCACAGACAGACGGCCAGCAAUCACAGACACAAAGUAGUGAAAAUUCAGAGAGUAAAUCUACACCCAAACGACUCCAUGUCUCUAAUAUUCCUUUCCGCUUCCGGGACCCGGACCUCCGGCAGAUGUUUGGGCAGUUUGGCAAAAUCCUAGAUGUAGAAAUAAUCUUUAAUGAACGCGGCUCUAAGGGAUUCGGGUUCGUAACUUUCGAGAAUAGUGCUGAUGCAGACAGGGCCAGGGAGAAAUUACACGGCACCGUGGUAGAGGGCCGUAAAAUCGAGGUGAAUAAUGCUACAGCACGUGUCAUGACCAAUAAGAAGAUGGUCACACCAUAUGCAAAUGGUUGGAAAUUAAGCCCAGUAGUUGGAGCUGUGUAUGGCCCCGAGUUAUAUGCAGCAUCCAGCUUUCAAGCAGAUGUGUCCCUAGGCAAUGAUGCGGCGGUGCCCCUAUCAGGAAGAGGGGGUAUUAACACUUACAUUCCUCUAAUCAGUCUCCCUUUAGUUCCUGGCUUCCCGUACCCAGCUGCAGCCACCACGGCGGCCGCUUUCAGAGGAGCCCAUCUGAGGGGCAGAGGGCGGACGGUGUAUGGCGCGGUCCGAGCGGUACCUCCAGCAGCCAUUCCUGCCUACCCAGGGAAACGGAUUAAAAGAGUUUAAUUCAAAGAUGAACCAAGUCCAAUUGAAUCAAGGCAGAAAGGGAGAAGUAGGAAGAAUUAAACUACAGUUGGCUUCUGAAUGAUGGUAAAAUGACUAAUGUAGCUGAGCAUCCUUCACCCUUUGAUUUUUGUAUGGAGGGUGUCUCAUGCAGUGGAAUGAUUCCGUAGCAACAAAUAAAUCCUUUGUUGUUGAAUAAGGGGAAAGGAGUGAAGAUGGCAGGUUUUGUUUUCAGUUGUUUCUCACUGUCAGCCUAAAAAUGUAUAUUUUUAUAAGGAGUGGACUUUUAGUUGUAUCAAGGACUUUCUUCCUUCAAAGAUGUGGCAUUUGUGUUCUUCAUCUUUUCUCGGCCUGUGACAGGUUUUUCCCAUAUCCUUACUGAGGAAUAAACAUGGUGGCGGCGGGGCCUGGUCACUGCUGCUUAGUUCCAAUAUAAGAGGAAAGAGCCUGCUUUGUAGGCCCUUUUCUGACAGCAAAAUUGGGUUCGAGGUGUGCUAAGUUAGCAUGCAUUGAUAGACCAAACAGGCAGGCCGUUAGGGGGCCUCCGUUGCACAGAAUUAAAGCAUUUUUAUUAGACAAGUGUGCACAUUGAUACAGGCAGGCUCCAAAAGCUGCUGGAAGGGAACUGCUUUAGAAAUUAAACCUUUGUUUGCAGUUUGUAGGUGUUUAAAUCCCAUGCAUUCCAUCAUCUCCAUCUUCUGCCAUACUUACUUUUAAUUUUAUCCUUUUUUCUCUCAACUUGACCUUUGACCUUCAACCUCUGACAUCUCUCUUCAAAGAUGUGACUAAAGAUGCAUAUUGUUUCCUCAAGAAAUAGUCAAGGAAAACAUACAAACGAACCUUUUGGAAGUUGUGCACACUAGGAAAAUUGUUCCUGAAGCAUCUUCCAUUUCAGUCCAGGAGAGUUUACUAUCAUGUUUGCAAAGAGAUACUGCUCACCAGAGACAUGGGACUUCAUUCUGUAAUAUUGCUAAGUUUCUUUAGGCAGUGGUUGAAUCUGUUCCUGUGCAGAGUAGGUCAUUUCAGCAUGUGGCCGAAGCUGAGAGCCCGUUCUCUACCAAGUCUGUCAGGUGUAGAUUUGCUCGAGGACACUAUCUUCAUGUCUAAUCACAUCAAUGUCUGUGCAUUACAUUGAACACUGAUUUCCCAUGUUUUCUUUUUUAUUAACUAAACCACUUGUUUACAUGGAAGAUGGCAAGGAAUAAGUCCAGUAUUUUAUGGGGAAUGGCCUAAAGUUGCUUUUCAGCUUAGUGAACUAAUUUCAUCAUUAAUCAUUGUGUUCCAGCCUCAUGAUGGCAUUUGAUACAGGGAAUAUUGGAAUUCCUCUAGAAUUUAGGUGAAUAUUCCCAAUGAGUGAUGCAACUCAGCAUAAAAUUUAUUCGUGCUUUUAAUGCCACCACUCUUCUUUGCAGAAGACGUGUUUUUCCAUCUUUGCCUAUACCCCCUUACUGAAUUGUUGAAAGUUAAUGAAUCAGCACUUGGCAUCAGUGCUUCGCGUUUUAUCAGCCUUCUCAUUAUGAACAAGUCUCCUUUUUCUACUAAAAUGCAGUUGAGAGGCAGAUUACUUUCUAAUAUCAGACUUUAACUGCAAUUGGAGAUAAUAAAAGUGGGUAGAACUUAGCUAAAUGAAAAUCACAGAUGAAUUUAAUUGCCUGUUGUGUAAUAAAAGGCAUAUGAUAUUUGAGGGAUUGCAAAGUGUGACCAUACUGUCUUGUAAACACACCAAAGUGUCAUUGGAAGUAGAAUUCAGAAACUUUCCAGCAACUGAUAAGAAAUAAGUUAUUUCAUAUCCAAGUUAAAAAUAUGAUUUGAUGACCUCACUUGCUAGCUUGUUUAUUGUAACAGAGAAGGUAGUGGUGAAAAUAUCCAGUUUGUUUAGCUGAAUAAAUAAACAGAUCUUGUAAUUGAAAAUAGCCAAAUUUUGGUUUAACAAGUACGAAGAAGAAAGUCUUAUCUUUUAUCUCUACUGCUGUUCCAUGUCUUUUGGUCCCAAAUUAUAUGCACAAAAUACCUCCAAAGGUUUGGAAUCUAUAUUUUUAAUUAUAAUAGUUUAGUGUUGCUCAGGAUUAAAAAAAAAAAAGUCAUGUAUUUUGUUUGAUACAAAUUUGUUUUCUAAACAGGAAAAUAAACCCUUCUGUUCUUAAUCAGCUACCUUCUCAGUUUUAUUCUUUCAACUAAAACAGGUCAUACCUAGAACUUCAGUUAUCAAUUGUAUUUUUCAGAAUUCCAUGAGUAUUCUUAUGGUCAAAAAAAAACCCUUAGAAUCUUCCAGUUACUCCUUCCCGCUCUGGAUUACAUUGUUACUAUCUGGGAUCCCCACUGCACCUUUCAAUUCUUGGACCUUGGACCAAUCACCUUAACCUUUAGCUCAUUAUCUCUGCUUGUGAAAGCAAUGCAUUGUGGGUAUUUUUGGUUGUGUUUUUUUUUUAAUUACAUUUCUCUGUUUACUUUGGUCAGAAUUGAUUGACUUGUUUUUCUGAGGUGUUGCAUUGGUUCUUAAAAUGCUGAAUAAUAAUACUUUGCAUGCUUGUGUGAUCAGCCAAAUCUUAUCGCAUGUCUAAUGUGCAGGGUAAAAAGCAGGUGAUGUAUGGAUAUCAGAAAAAAUUUACAUUACUAUGAAACUGAAAACAAAAUACUAAACAUAAUUUUGAAGCAUACUUUGCGUACAGGUCCCGCCCUAAUGGAAUUCUUUGGGUUCAUUGUUUUCAUGUUAAACCCCUCGCUACAUGCCCUCCCCACCACACACACACACACACACACACACACACACACACAUACCUUUUGAAAAUCUUUAAAGAAGAACUUCCUCCUAGGGUGAGCUUUAAAACAAAAAUACUUCAGGUAUGAAAAGUUGAUGUUUCCAGUCCAGCAGAUUUUUCGAUAGCUGUGUCAGGCCCUCUGGGAAUGCUCUUUGUUGUUUUAAUCUGACUUGAAUUACCAGAUCUCUAGGUCGUUGCCUCCAGUCUGGCAUUCCUUUCCCUCCUGGCACGUCCUGGAGCUGUGUGACGGGCGUGUGCACCUUCACGGUCUCUCACUGACUCGCAGUGGCCCCCAGCCCAGGUUACGCAUUCAUACAUCACCUGCCUGUGUAGAGCGCAUGUGCAUGCUGCCGUCCUCAAUAACCGGAAUGUGUUU